Molecule: messenger RNA, 426 nt
Organism: Entrophospora candida
Lineage: Eukaryota; Fungi; Glomeromycota; Glomeromycetes; Entrophosporales; Entrophosporaceae
Source: the annotation of a GenBank genome assembly
AUGAGGAAAGAUAGUGAGGAAGAAGAAGAACAAAAUGUUUUUGUUGGUGAAAUUAGACAUAUUAAAAAUAAACCUGAAGAUAUUAAUUUAGUUGUGGCAAAAAAUUUUAGGAAAAGCAAAAAUCAAUUUUUUAAUAACUUAAAAAAGAUUCUUAGUUUUGAAUGUUUUUACAUAUUUGAAAAUAGGUAUUUAUUAAGAUCGGACUGUUCAUCAGUUUGGAUUAGAAAGUUUAAAGGUGAGUUUAUGGUUUUUGUAACAGUAAAAGUAAAGGAAUUAAGAGGCUUGAUGGGAAAUCUUACACAUUGGGAAUACGUUCUAAAUGAGAAUGAAGAUAAUCAUGAAAUUAGUAUGGAUGCAGAUAGAUUUGUUAUAAGUUUGCCAAAUGAAAUAUUGAUGAAGAUUUUAAAGUAUUAUUUCGAAGUUUGA